AUGGAUGUGUUAGCACUAAACACGGAUGCCGGACAUCGUCUUCUCGCGCGAUACCACAGGACGCAGAACAGUAGCGAUCUUGACCAAUCCAUAAACCACUUUGAAUGCGCCUCGGAUCUCUGCCCCAUGGACCAUCCCUGCUGCCCUGCAGCACUGUUCAAUCUAGCUACCGCAAACUUUCUUAGUUGCCAAGCUGAAGGAAGACACCUCGACCUCGACAUCCCCAUUAAUUUGUUCCAAGAGGCCCUUGAUUUGCGUCCCAGUGAUCAUCCAGACCGAACCCGGCCUGCCACAUCCAUGCUUCAAUUAUCGCCGAAUCAACUUGCUCUUCGAGCAGAGCGGUGUUUGCAGAGGGAUGAGCCCCGUGCCUUAGAUGAAGUGAUAUCCCUUCAUUAUGAUGCAUUGGGAUACUACAACUCUGAGCAUGCGUGCCGAGGGCAAUUGCUAGGUAUUCUGGCUGUGAUGCUAAUCACUCGCUUCGAACGUCGAGGCAAUGAGGAAGACUUGGACCAGGCUAUCGCACUUCAGAGUGAAGUACUGGCUUUGUGCCCAGUUGGUCACACAGAUCGGUCCAUCUCAUUACAUAACCUCACGACUCAACUCUCCUGCCACUUUGAGCACCGAGGCAAGGACGAAGACUUGGAUCAGGCCAUCACACUUCAGAUGGAAGCGCUGGCUUUGUUCCCAGUCGGUCACGCAGAUCGGUCCAAGUCAUUAAAUAACCUCGCAAUUGAACUCUCCUCACGCUUUGAGCACCGAGGUAACUAUGAAGACUUGAAUCAGGCUAUCGCACUUGACAUGGAAGCACUAGCCUUGCGCCCGGUUGGUCACGCAGAUCGGUCUAUGUCAUUAAAUAACCUCGCGAUUCGACUCUCCACCUGCUUUGAGUACCGAGGCAAUGUCGAAGAGUUGGAUCAGGCUAUCGCACUUCAGACAGAAGCGCUGGCUUUGCGCCCUGUCGGUCACACAGAGCGGUCCAAGUCAUUAAAUAACCUUGCAAAUCAACUCUCCUUCCGCUUUGAGCGCCGAGGCAAUGUUGAAGACUUGGAUCAGGCUAUCACACUUGACAGGGAAGCGUUGGGUUUGUGCCCGGUCGGUCACGCAGAUUGGUCCAAGUCAUUAGGUAGCCUUGCGAAUCGACUCUCCUCCCACUUUGAGCACCGAGGCAAUGACGAAGACUUGAAUCAGGCUAUCAUACUGAACAAGGAAGCGCUGGCUUUGCUCCCGGUCGGUCACACAGAUUGGUCCAUGUCAUCAAAUAACCUCGCGACUCAACUCUCCACCCGCUUUGAGCACCGAGGCAACAACGAAGACUUGAAUCAGGCUAUCGCACUGAACAGGGAAGCGCUGGCUUCGCGCCUGGUCAGUCACACAGAUUGGUCCAUGUCAUUAAAUAACCUUGCGAAUCAACUCUCCUCCCGCUUUCAGCACCGAGGCAACGACAAAGACUUGGAUCAGGCUAUCGCACUUCACAGGGAAGCGCUGGCUUUGCGCCCGGUCGAUCACGCAGAUCGAUCUAAGUCAUUAAGUAACCUUGCGAAUCAACUCUCCAUUCGCUUUCUGCACCGAGGCAAUAGAGAAGACCUUGACGAGUCACGAGAGAAUCUAUGCUGUGCAUUGACUCUCUUAACGCAACAUGAUCCUCGUCAAUUAAUAGUCCUUGAGUCGCUAGCUGAUGUCCAUCUAUCAUUCCAUCGUUCAGGGCUUGAUAGCACCGGCGCGGGCGAAGAUACCGAUAGUCUGAAUGUGGCAAUGCAUCAUCUCAACGCAGCAGCAAAUGUUGUUUCUGCAGGUUUGCUGUCUCACCUGCGAGCCAGUCUGCGUUGGGUUCGCCAUGCUCGUCAACAUUCACAUGAUACUGAACUGGAGGCUCAUGCAACUUCCAUGCAACUUCUGGACGCUUACAUGUCCACGACAGCUUCAAUAUUGUCUCGUCACAAUAUCAUGAAGGACUUCCCAAGUACACUUGCUGUGGAUGCUGCAUCGUGUGCUCUUCGCAGUGGUGACGUGUGUCGCGCUGUUGAGUUGUUGGAACAAGGCAGGACUAUCAUCUGGACCCAGAUGACACGCCUCCGCACGCCUCUUGACAGCCUCCAGACAUGCGACGAUCGUGCAGCAGCCCUGAUCAAGAAAUUCAGAGACCUCAGCUCCCUCCUCGAUAAACCUUCUGUGAAUGAUCGAGAAGCAACCCCAAGAGUCAAUGUAGAAGCAGAAGAAACCCGGUACAGAUGUUUGGUGAAGGACUGGAAUGGAACUGUAGAAGAGAUCUGCAAGAUCGAGGGCUUUUCCCAUUUCCUCCUUCCCCCCUUAUUCUCGGAUCUUCAAGAUGCAGCUCAUGAUGGGCCUAUCAUCGUGCUCAUCACAAGCGAGUUGUCUUGUGAUGCCAUUAUUAUCCCGCACAAACAACCUCCCACUAAGAUUCCACUCCCUACCAAUCUUGAGAAACUCCAGACAUUGGCGGCCAGACUCCAACACAGAAGUACGCCAGCGUUGACAACAGCAUUGACGGAGUUGUGGGAUGAGGUCGUCCGCCUGGUGGUCGAAAAUCUGGGCGGAUUUGCACGGCCAGGCUCCCAAAUAUGGUGGUGCCCGAUGUCUGUCUUCAAUUUCCUGCCAUUGCACGCUGCAGGCCAGUACUGGAAAGACGGACAGUUCCUUUCACAGUUCUACAUCUCUUCAUACACGCCAUUGCUUAUUGUGCUGAUAAAGGCUCGCAGACAUAACAGGUCUCUGUCAGUAUCUUUUGCUGCUAUCGGUCAGGAUCACCCAGCUGGUGCUUCGCACACUUUGGAAUGUGUGGAGCCUGAACUGGAAUUGGUGCGGAGUCUUUUACCCCCUCCCCCAACUGUUUCCUUCACCAAGAUAACAAGCGUUGAUGCAACGAAAUCGAGGGCACUGUGCGCGCUGCAAGAGAAUACUUGGCUCCAUUUUUUGUGUCACGGGACACAGAAUUUUGAUGAACCCUUCAAUUCAGCCUUUCUGAUGCGCGACCGACCGCUUUCACUCCUCGAUAUCACCCAAAUCCAAAUGGAUCUCUCUCAGCAUCAAUUUGCAUUUCUGUCUGCCUGUGAAACUGCAGUCGGUGACUUUAAGACACCCGAUGAAGUGAUACACCUAGCGGCUGGCCUGCAAUUUGUUGGGGUUAAGAGUGUCGUUGGGACAUUAUGGACAGUCGACGAUGAUACUGUGCAGUGCUUAGUCGAGGCAUUUUACAAAAACUUUUGUGGGGAUGGCAAAAUGAAUUCCAAGCGAGCUGCCCGAGCGCUGCACAAAGCGGUCCAAUCGUUGGCUUGCGACAAGGAUAUGUCCUUGGAGCAGCGCAUAGUGUUCGUGCAUAUUGGCAUAUGA
Messenger RNA from Suillus subalutaceus, 3348 nucleotides. Its product is annotated as CHAT domain-containing protein. The transcript has 2 exons. The coding region runs from base 1 to 3348 and encodes 1115 amino acids. The record is from RefSeq and is a predicted model, not a curated record. NCBI's taxonomy places the organism in Eukaryota, Fungi, Basidiomycota, Agaricomycetes, Boletales, Suillaceae. Gene Ontology annotation, molecular function: protein binding.